AGGCUCGAAUUAUCCCUCUUGGCCACAGCCUUGCUUUGGGAUUUCAUGUUGAGCUGACUGCCCAUCAGGACUCCCAGUCUCAUAUUUAGUCUCUGCUUYGGAGGAUAGAGUCCUCUCUCUCCCUCUCAUCCUAACUUCCUCAGUGGCCCAGAACUGCUUUAGAAGCAGCAGCAGGAGCCUGGAGGAUUUUAGAUAAUGGGCUGUGUGCAAUGUAAGGAUAAAGAAGCAACAAAACUGACUGACGAGAGGGAUGGCAGUUUAACUCAAAGCUCAGGCUACCGCUAUGGGACAGAUCCCACUCCACAGCAUUAUCCUAGCUUUGGCGUGACUUCAAUUCCAAACUACAACAACUUCCAUGCCACAGGAGGCCAAGGAUUGACCGUGUUUGGUGGAGUCAAUUCCUCCUCUCAUACAGGGACACUGCGAACAAGAGGAGGAACAGGUGUAACUCUUUUUGUGGCGCUUUACGACUAUGAAGCAAGAACAGAAGAUGACUUAAGUUUUCACAAAGGAGAAAAGUUUCAAAUACUUAACAGCUCGGAAGGAGACUGGUGGGAGGCCCGGUCCUUGACGACAGGCGAAACUGGUUAUAUUCCCAGCAAUUAUGUGGCUCCAGUCGAUUCCAUCCAAGCAGAGGAGUGGUACUUUGGCAAACUUGGCCGAAAGGAUGCUGAGAGGCAGCUGUUGUCAUUCGGAAACCCAAGAGGUACCUUCCUUAUCCGGGAAAGUGAAACUACCAAAGGUGCCUAUUCCCUCUCCAUUCGUGACUGGGAUGAUAUGAAAGGAGAUCAUGUCAAACAUUAUAAAAUUCGUAAACUUGACAAUGGUGGUUAUUAUAUCACAACUCGGGCACAGUUUGAAACUCUUCAGCAGCUGGUUCAGCAUUAUUCAGAGAGAGCUGCCGGUCUUUGCUGCCGCUUAGUAGUCCCCUGUCAUAAAGGAAUGCCAAGGCUUACUGAUCUGUCUGUCAAAACCAAAGAUGUCUGGGAAAUUCCACGAGAAUCCCUACAGUUGAUCAAGAGACUGGGAAAUGGGCAGUUUGGGGAAGUAUGGAUGGGUACGUGGAAUGGAAAUACUAAAGUGGCCAUCAAGACUCUGAAGCCUGGCACGAUGUCUCCAGAAUCAUUCUUAGAAGAAGCCCAAAUCAUGAAGAAGCUAAAACACGACAAACUGGUCCAGCUUUAUGCUGUGGUGUCCGAAGAACCCAUCUAUAUUGUCACAGAGUACAUGAGCAAAGGAAGUUUGCUAGAUUUCUUAAAAGAUGGAGAAGGAAGAGCCUUGAAGUUACCGAACUUAGUGGACAUGGCAGCCCAGGUGGCUGCAGGAAUGGCUUACAUUGAGCGAAUGAAUUACAUACACAGAGAUCUGCGAUCUGCAAACAUUCUGGUGGGGAAUGGCCUCAUAUGCAAGAUUGCUGAUUUUGGGUUAGCAAGGCUGAUUGAAGACAACGAAUACACAGCAAGACAAGGUGCAAAGUUUCCCAUUAAAUGGACAGCACCAGAAGCUGCGCUGUAUGGAAGGUUCACAAUCAAGUCAGACGUGUGGUCUUUUGGGAUCCUCCUGACAGAGCUGGUAACAAAAGGGAGAGUGCCAUACCCAGGCAUGAAUAACCGUGAAGUUCUGGAGCAGGUGGAGCGUGGUUACAGGAUGCCAUGCCCUCAGGACUGUCCCAUCUCCUUGCACGAGCUCAUGAUCCACUGCUGGAAAAAAGACCCCGAGGAGCGUCCCACAUUCGAAUACUUGCAGGGCUUCCUCGAAGACUACUUCACCGCCACAGAGCCCCAGUACCAGCCCGGCGACAACCUGUAGGGCGCCGCUCUCGGCACGCGGUGGCCGUCGGGAUCCCCCAGGGGCUCCUCCGUGGGUCCGGGCCCCGGUGUGGGGCUCCRCAGAGCGCAGCAGCUCCCAGCGCCGCGGCCGGCGCGCGGGGCCCGCCAGCCCCGGCCCUCGCCUGCGACCACUCGUCCUCAUAACCUGAAUGUCCUCGACAAAAGGGAGAGAAACACUUGUCUUUUCUUAAUCAGAGACUCCUCGAACCGCAUUGUAUCGAUGUUACGUAAACUGCAAAACCUCUGUUCAUUGUAAAUAGUAACUCAGUGCCAAUAACGGAUCCUAGUGCUUUCCUUUUUUUAAAACGCGGAACCUAUGUGAUUUUAACUAGUCUUCUCCUGAUUCAACUAAAAGUAUUAUUUUCCAGAAGUGGCCUCUUUGUCUAAAACAUUUUUUUUCAUGUUUUAACAAAUAAUAAWAAAAAAAAAAAGAAAUCAGGACAGGUGUUUGGUUUUUUUGCUUUUUUAUAUAUAAAAUAUAUAUAAUAUAUAUACAUACCUGUACAUACAGUAUAUGGGUGCUAUUGCAGAGGAAAUUCAUUCUGAAUGGAAUGAAUCCUGCUGCAGCAGUACCCAGAAAGUGAUAAUUUUACUGCAGACAUGAAAACACUGGUAGGAUUCUGGAAGCCAGUGAUCUAAUUUUUGGCUUUUGCCAAGCAUGAUUUUUUUAAAUUGGAUUGCACUUUUUGUUUAUGACUAUGUACCUGUAGAUGGUUGUAACUUUGCUCUUUCAGGAAUCAUGUGCUGUAUUUACAGUAAUGUUUCCAAUGUUUGACAAGUGUGUGAUGAUUUGUUCUUGAAAUUAAAAUGAACAUAUUUAAAACAAGAAAACUACACCAUCACCGUUAGAACUGGAAAAUUGAAACCACAAGGACUUCUUGUAUCCAAACAUGUAUACUGAAAUGUUUCAAAAAGAUUUAUUAAACAGUGUAACCACAUUCAAAUGGUCUUAAAAUCAUAGCAUUUUAGCCAUGUCCACCUGCUAAACUGUUGAUCAUGCAACUAGGAUUUUUCUGUUUUAUGUGUAACAUUUUCCAUUGUAAAAUAAGUGUGUUAAAUGUCCUGUACUGCUAAUGAAAUUACUUUCUCUGUGUCUGCAAGUUCUCCAGUGGAAUUACUAUGCACUUCUUUACAUUUCAUGGGGGAUGCACAGAACAAAGUAUUACCUUUUCAGUUGUCUGUACCAGCCUUGAAUUACUUACGUUUAACCAAAAAAAAAUUUUCCUUUCUAUUUCUAUUGAGUUUUUAAUACUGAGUUGCAAAUUUUAAAGUCU
This is a messenger RNA of Nothoprocta perdicaria, 3103 nucleotides long. It is a transcript of the gene FYN, whose product is annotated as FYN proto-oncogene, Src family tyrosine kinase. Bases 196 to 1809 code for a protein of 537 amino acids. Gene Ontology annotation, biological process: T cell receptor signaling pathway; cell differentiation; protein phosphorylation. The record is from RefSeq and is a predicted model, not a curated record. The transcript is spliced from 13 exons. NCBI's taxonomy places the organism in Eukaryota, Metazoa, Chordata, Aves, Tinamiformes, Tinamidae. Gene Ontology annotation, molecular function: signaling receptor binding; ATP binding; non-membrane spanning protein tyrosine kinase activity. Gene Ontology annotation, cellular component: extrinsic component of cytoplasmic side of plasma membrane.